AGGAACUUAGGGUUUGUUUGUAGGGUGUUGGUGUGAUCCUUGACAAUUGACAGUGAAGAAAGCAGAAUGAGUGGAACAGUGAAAGACGUGAAGUUGAAGGGUGAGAUUGAUGAGGUUGUGCGAAGUGGUUCACCGGUUAUCCUUCACUUCUGGGCUCCAUGGUGUGAAGCUUCUAAGCACAUGGACCAACUCGUCUCUCACUUGUCCACUGAUUUCCCUCUUGCUCAUUUCCUAAGGGUUUUUAUUGCUUUUCAUUCUCUUCUUUUCUUUUAUUAUUUCCUUUGCUCUAUUUUUUUAUUAGUUAAAUUUUGUAGGUUGAAGCUGAAGAGCAACCUGAGAUAUCCGAGGCUUAUUCUGUCUCUGCUGUUCCUUACUUUGUCUUCUGCAAGGUAUCGUUAUCCUAUGCCAAAGUGACUUAAUAAUAAUAAAUUAAUAUCAUUAUCUUUCUUGUUCAGCCAAUGUUUGGUUCGUUUUAAUGUGAUGCAAUGGAUGAUAAUCGUUCUGUUUUAGUGAUCAUUCUGGUUGAACACUAGUCAAUAGAGUAUAGUUUGUAGUUGAUGCUCUAGUUGAUGUUUUGUUCUGUUGCUGAGUUACAUGGUAUGGGGUUAGGGGGAGAGUUGUUACUUUGAAACCGCCUCUUCAAAAAUGACGAUGAGUUAGCCCAGAGUUCUAUUUCCUGAAGGUAUGUGUUUGACUUGAUGCUAGCUGAACAAUGGAGCCCGAUCAAUGCCCAAAAUGAAUGGUAUUUUCUGAGAAAGGAUGGCAAGACUGUUGAUACAUUGGAGGGAGCUGAUCCGUCAAGUUUAGCCAAUAAGGUUGCUAAAGUAGCUGGUUCAAUUAACCCUGGAGAAGCUGCUUCUCCUGCUAGCCUUGGGAUGGCUGCAGGACCUGCUGUUCUUGAAACAGUGAGAGAAUUGGCGAAAGAAAAUGAUUCUUCAAGGGAGAAAAGUCAAGUCCAACCGGGGCUUAGUGGUUCUCUGAAAAAGCGAUUGCAGCAGCUUGUUGACUCUCAUCCUGUCAUGCUUUUUAUGAAAGGAACUCCUGAAGAGCCAAAAUGUGGAUUUAGCAGAAAAGUUGUUGAUGUUUUAAAGGAAGAAAAAGUCAAAUUUGGAAGUUUUGAUGUCCUGUCAGAUUUAGACAUUCGUGAUGGUCUGAAGAAGUUUUCUAACUGGCCCACGUUUCCGCAGCUUUACUGCAAAGGAGAACUUCUUGGUGGCUGUGACAUAGCAAUUGCUAUGCAUGAGAGUGGGGAAUUGCGGGAGGUUUUUAAAGAUCAUGGAAUUGAUACCAUUGGUGUAGCAAAAGAAGCAGAAUCAGGAGAUGCCAAAGGUGGCAUAUCUAAAUCUACUGGUUUGAGUACAACAUUAACCUCUCGUCUUGAAAGCCUGAUAAAUUCAAGCCCAGUUAUGCUGUUUAUGAAGGGAAAACCUGAUGAACCAAAGUGUGGUUUCAGUAGGAAGGUAGUUGAAAUUCUCCGGCAAGAGAAUGUGCACUUCGAGAGUUUUGACAUUCUUACUGAUGAAGAAGUUCGUCAAGGGCUUAAGGUUUUUUCAAACUGGUCCAGUUAUCCCCAACUGUAUAUCAAGGGAGAGCUUAUUGGAGGAUCAGACGUUGUGUUGGAGAUGCAAAAAAGCGGAGAACUUAAGAAGAUUUUACAUGAGAAAGGGAUUCUUCCGCCGGAGACUCUUCAAGAUCGUCUGAAGAGAUUGAUUGCUUCUUCCCCUGUGAUGCUCUUCAUGAAGGGUACCCCAGAUGCACCAAGAUGUGGCUUUAGUUCCAAAGUUGCUAAUGCCCUUAGGGAGGAGGGUGUGAGUUUUGGGUCCUUUGAUAUAUUGAGUGAUGAGGAAGUGAGGCAGGGUUUGAAGGUGUUCUCAAACUGGCCUACUUAUCCUCAGCUCUACUACAAAAGUGAGCUGAUAGGUGGUUGCGAUAUUGUGCUGGAGCUGCGAAAUAAUGGGGAGCUGAAGUCGACUUUAUCUGAGUAGUACUUUAUUCCUUCAAAUAACGUGUUAUGUCUUAGAAGCCAUUUUGGUUGUGUAUUGGAACUUGGAACGAGUGUGAUUGGCAUUAUACAGAGGCGAUUUUGAUCCUUGUGUUAGGAGGAUGUUUGAGAACAUAUUAUUAUGAUCUAUCUUUUACAUAUUACCCUAUAAAGCCUACUUGAAUCAGCUCCCUUCCUGUUGUUAUGUAUUGCAUAUCAACUAUUGGAAUUUUUAUAUC
Messenger RNA from Abrus precatorius (Indian licorice), 2220 nucleotides. RefSeq names its product monothiol glutaredoxin-S17. The record is from RefSeq and is a predicted model, not a curated record. Lineage: Eukaryota; Viridiplantae; Streptophyta; Magnoliopsida; Fabales; Fabaceae. The transcript is spliced from 2 exons. Bases 699 to 1985 code for a protein of 428 amino acids.